Molecule: messenger RNA, 911 nt
Organism: Meloidogyne enterolobii
Lineage: Eukaryota; Metazoa; Nematoda; Chromadorea; Rhabditida; Meloidogynidae
Source: the annotation of a GenBank genome assembly
AUGUUUUUCUUCCAAAAAAUUAAAAAUUUUUUCUUUUUAGAUGGUGACUUUAUUGAGGAUUUUUGGAAAUGGAAUGAUUUGUCAAGCUUUAUUGUGGCAUUACUUUUUUUCACAAUAAUAUUCUCUUUACUUAAUGGAAUUUUCUACACGAAUGUAUAUUUUGUUGAAGCAUUGGGAUUAAGUGCGUUACUUGUAGAAGCAUGUCUUGGAAUUCCCCAAUUAUUGCGAAAUUUUCAAAGAAAAUCAACUGUUGGAAUGAGCGUAAAAAUGGUAUUAAUGUGGUUAAUUGGAGAUUUAGGCAAAACAAUUUAUUUUGUUGUCCGUGCAAGUCCGGCACAAUUUUGGAUUUGUUCUUGUCUUCAAAUUACAAUAGAUAUUUUAAUUCUUCUUCAAGUUUGGAUUUAUGGACGUAAACACCCUCAUUCAACUGACUUACAUAAUACUUCCCUUCCAAAUAGUUUUGAGCCAAGCACUACAUCAAAAAUUUAAAAAAUUAUUUUUGACUUCUCAAUUUUUUUUAAAUUUUUUGGUCCCGUUUAUAGAAAAACAAUGGUGAUAUAAUUAAAGUUUUGUAAAAAAUAUUUUCCUCACAAACUUGUCCUCCACAGAUUUUUUGAGAUGUUUGUGUCUGUGAUCUUUAAUUGGUUUUUUAUAACCUUUUGGAAUAUAUUAUUUAAAAAUUUCAAGAACACAAACACACAUUUCUCUCUUAAUUAAAUUCUCUAACAAAAAUGUCACAAAAUUUGAAUGAAUUUUCUUUUUUUAUUUAUUCGUGAUUAUUCCUUUCUUUUCGUUUGUCUGUCACUUCGCGCAAAAAUUUUGUUUUUUUGAUUAUAAUUUUGUCAAUGCUUUCUCUUUUUAUUAUUUUUCCUUUAAAAUUAGUCUGCCCAUUAUUUUUCAAUUUAGCAUAU